CGGAGCGGUCGGGGAGUGGUUCGCAAUAGGAAACGCAGCGCGGCAGUGGCAGGAGAAGUGCGGUGCCUGCAGCCGCCGCCGCUUCGAGGGGAGCCGGCCGCGAGGAAACGAGCUCAUGAUGUCUGGCCGUACUGUUGUGUCCUUUGGUGCUGUGGAUUCGUGCAUUUCAUCUCUGAGAAAUUGCCAGUUCUACAUAAGCACCGGAAUGGAUGUUGCUACAAAAGUUGCUCUUGACCUUGUGCAAAAUCACAAUGACGCAGAAGAAGUUAAUGAAAUGGAAAAUGUGAUGCUAGAAUAUGCUGCAAUGAACAGAGAACUAAACCAUUAUGUAGAAGCGGUUACAGGUAUCGUGAAUAAGAUGAAGCAAGACAAGCCGGAUACGCUACCAGAUUUAAAAAAUGUGGUUGAAGAGAAGUUUGAAGCUUUGGAAAGCAGAAACAAUAACCUUGAUCUGCAAAGAAAUGUGAAAUAUGUCAUUUUUAAAGAUCAGCUCAAGCAAAUGAAGGCACAGGUUCAUAGACAGUCACAUUCAGAUGACAUCCCAGCUCUUGAACAAGUUGAUGAGGAUAUUGCAGUGACAGAAAGUCAGAUGAACUUCAUAUGUCCCAUUACACAGGAGGAAAUGAAGAAACCAGUCAAGAAUAAAAUCUGUGGCCACGCCUAUGAAGAAGCUGCCAUCUUAGAACUUAUCCAGCACAAAGAGCAACGGAAGAAGAAAGCACGCUGUCCCAGAGUCGGUUGCAACAACCUUCAUGUCAAGAAAUCAGACCUGGUGCCCGAUGAAGUCCUGAAAAGAGCAAUCAGCAGCCAGAAUAAACAGAGCCAAUCCACACGGUAGAAGUCGGCUGGCGCUCCAGUGGUUCUUAUGACAAAGAAAUGUGGUGUUAGAAGAGGUUGCCUGAGAUAAGUUACUGAUUGUCAGGUGGUUGUGUAAGAGAUCGUUAUUUAAAAUAUUCCAGUUGCAGAAAGAGUUGAAGGUCUGACCUGACUCUGAAAGCAUUUUCAUUGCUCCUUGGAAACUGCCAAGUGUAACCUGUUCAAUUUGCUUUGCUUUUUAAAAAAGGGGCUCGCAUUUUGUAAAUAAAGAUAUGCGGACCGUUGUCUCCUCCUC
Molecule: messenger RNA, 1111 nt
Organism: Varanus komodoensis (Komodo dragon)
Lineage: Eukaryota; Metazoa; Chordata; Lepidosauria; Squamata; Varanidae
Gene: NSMCE2
Product: NSE2 (MMS21) homolog, SMC5-SMC6 complex SUMO ligase
Exons: 7
Coding region: 116-838 (240 amino acids)
Biological process (GO): double-strand break repair via homologous recombination; protein sumoylation
Cellular component (GO): nucleus; Smc5-Smc6 complex
Molecular function (GO): SUMO ligase activity; zinc ion binding
Source: RefSeq, a predicted model, not a curated record